AACAUGUGUUUUUUUUUUGCAUAAGAUUUGAGCUUGUAAUCAUGAAUAAGCUGAAUAUAGAAUUUGAUAAAUCUAACGUUUAUAACAAAACGAGGACAGUUCCAAUCAAAUGGUAGGUGACUUUUUAAUUAAAAGAGUCAACUGAAGUUAAGGAAAGGGCUUCAUCGUCACCGCGUGGUUUGAAAUAGAAAAAGUAAAAACUAAUGGGCCUUUUUACAAGUAAAUGGGCCUUCAUAAGAUAAUACAAUGUGCACGAGACACGUCAUCUCGGUUUUCUCAAGAAUUAAAUUCGGUUUUCCUGAACCAAACUUAACCGGAAAGUCGUGGCAUUUGAAUUCAAUUAAACCGCAAUUACUGUAGAUCUGUGAUCGUCGUCGUCUUCAACCCAAACCCCUAAACCCUACAGAGCAUCCAAAAACCAUGGCGCUUCUCCUCGCCAGACGCUAUCGCAGAUUCCCACCAACCCCAUCUUUGAUUCGAUUCUUCUCCAAUUCCUCAUCGGAUCCACCUCCCAAAGCGGCGAACGCAUCCGUCGAGAAACCUCCCCAGUCUCCGGCGAACUCUCCCUACUCCUCUCCCUUCACCGACAUCAAGUCCACUCUCAAGAGUAAAUCAUCUCAAGCUCGGAACCCCGGAUGGAGCCGAUUCUCCGAUAACCAAUCGCGAGGGUCGUCACAGGAUUUAAGCAUCAACCUCGCCAAGUUUCAGCGUAGAUCCGCCGCUCCUCCUCCGAAGAGCGAAUCGCCUUCGACUUCCUUCGAGGCGCUCUAUAAGCAGAAUGUUGCAGCAGACUCAAGAGGGCAUGGUGUCGAUUUGAGUAAGUUGCGGGAAAAUUUGAAAAAUUUGAAGUCGCAGCCCAACGCAGAGAUGGCGGGAAUGUCAUUACGAAGAAGAAACGUUGGUUCUUCGGAUGUGUCAGUGAUCGGGAAAGAGAUGGAGGAUGGGAAUGGUGGGGAAGGUGAAACGGAGGAGUAUUUAAAGAUGUAUAGGGAAGAUGAAUUGGGUGAGAAGCUGAGGAUGCUUAGGCCAGAGGGGAAGAAGGAAGAAGGGUGGUUCUCGUUUGAGGAGUUGAAUGAGAGGUUGGUUAAGCUAAGGCAAGUGGAAAAGAAAGAGGUCAAGAAUCAGCGUUGGAACUUCUCGGUGCUCAGGAAUGUUAUUGGUACACUUGAGGAUGAUAAAGCCAAGAACGAAGCUGUUUCCCUGCAGAAUCUCGACGUUCUAGGCUAUUGGGAUGGUACUCCUGAGUACAAGCAUUAUCCUCCUAAAGAUGAGCUAGUUGAAACUUACUUCCACUCAGAUAAUCUGUCAUCUGCGGAGAAGAUGAAAAUUGAGCUCACGAAAGUCAGGGAAGAUUUCAAGAUGUCGGAAUCAGAUUGUGGUUCUGCACGCGUGCAAGUGGCGCAGCUAACUACUAAAAUCAAGCAUUUGACCUCUGCUCUGCACAAAAAGGACAAGCAUUCGCGGAAGGGACUUGUAGCAAUGGUGCAGAAACGGAAGAAGCUGUUGAAAUAUCUAAGACGAACUGACUGGGAUUCUUACUGCCUUGUCCUGUCACAACUCAGCCUUCGUGAUACCCCGGAUUACAAGAUCCCGAAUUACAAUCAGUAAGCUUUCUGCGUUAGGAACCCCCAUGGUUCUAUUUUCACACUCUUUUGGUUUGGUCAACACCCUGUUGGGACUGAGACUUAGCUGUUCAAACUCCGUUAGGCAUUUUACUCUCUAGUGAAGAAACUCCCUCAACUCUCUGUUGUUUCAUUAUUC
This is a messenger RNA of Brassica napus (rape), 1761 nucleotides long. RefSeq lists its product as uncharacterized. Gene Ontology annotation, cellular component: ribosome. Lineage: Eukaryota; Viridiplantae; Streptophyta; Magnoliopsida; Brassicales; Brassicaceae. Gene Ontology annotation, biological process: translation. The transcript has 5 exons. The coding region runs from base 421 to 1608 and encodes 395 amino acids. The record is from RefSeq and is a predicted model, not a curated record. Gene Ontology annotation, molecular function: structural constituent of ribosome.